Mustela lutreola (European mink) is the source of this 4777-nucleotide messenger RNA. RefSeq names its product ring finger and WD repeat domain 3 (gene RFWD3). The record is from RefSeq and is a predicted model, not a curated record. Gene Ontology annotation, molecular function: protein binding; ubiquitin protein ligase activity. Gene Ontology annotation, biological process: interstrand cross-link repair; protein ubiquitination; double-strand break repair via homologous recombination. The transcript has 13 exons. The coding region runs from base 135 to 2453 and encodes 772 amino acids. NCBI's taxonomy places the organism in Eukaryota, Metazoa, Chordata, Mammalia, Carnivora, Mustelidae. Gene Ontology annotation, cellular component: site of double-strand break; nucleus.
CGCGCCCGCAACUCAGGCGGGCCACUUGAGCUGCUCAGGAAGUGGCUGUUGGCCCGCGUCUGUGGGAGUUCUUCCAGAAAACGGCCGCGAGCGUGGCGACUUUGCGAGCUCACGGCGUCCUCCCGGCCCCAGAGAUGGCUCAGGAAGCAAUGGAAUAUCAUCUUGAUGGGCAAUUAGAGCUUCACGUAGCAGAACAGCCUGUUCCUGCUGAAGUAGUCAGCGGCCAAGGGGGGCCACCCCUGCUCCAGCCUCUACCUACCCAAGUGGCCAGCAGCCAAAGGGAGCCACCCCUGCACCAGCCUGCUCCUGAUGGAGGGACCAGCAGCCAAGUGGGACUGCCCCUGCUUCCACCUGCUACACAGAUGUCUGUUGACCUGACAGAGGAAGUAGAGCUGUUGGGAGAAGAUCGUGUAGGGAACGUUAAUCCGGGGGCUUCAGAGGAACAUAGACAGCAAUCUCGUGUUAACCACCCCAUCCCGGUGUCAUCAUUGGAUUCAAUGAACAGCUUCAUCAGUGGGCUGCAGAGACUUCAUGGCAUGCUGGAAUUCCUGAGACCCCCUUCAGACCACAGUGUGGGACCAGUGAGAUCAAGGAGGAGUAGGGGUUCUGCCUCACGCAGGUCAAGAACCGCAGGGUCUCAGAGGACAGACAGUGCCAGGUUGAGAGCACCAUUGGAUGCUUACUUUCAAGUGAGUCGGACCCAGCCUCCUUUGCCAAGGACUUCUCAGGACUCAGAGACCAGGAAUCCUAUCUCUGAAGACUUGCAGGUCUCAAGCAGUUCCAGUUCUGACAGUGAGAGCUCCACAGAGGCCGAAGAUGGUGUUGUCCAGGCGGAGGAAACUAGAGCUGUCGUUUUACAAGAGCAAGUAGGAGGUACGUCAGCAGAGCAAGAAGUUACAUGUGUCAGUGGAGGAAAGACCCUCCCCAAACAGUCUCCCCAGAAGAGCAGCCCUCUUCUACCUUCUGUUGAUGAUGAAGAUGGGGACACUUGUACAAUAUGUUUUGAACAUUGGACCAAUGCUGGGGAUCAUCGACUCUCAGCAUUACGCUGUGGGCACCUCUUUGGGUAUAAGUGCAUUUCUAAGUGGCUCAAGGGCCAGGCACGAAAAUGUCCCCAGUGCAACAAGAAAGCCAAGCACAGUGACAUCGUUGUUCUUUAUGCCCGAACCCUGAGAGCUCUGGACACCAGUGAACAGGAGCGCAUGAAAAGUUCCUUACUGAAGGAGCAGAUGCUGAGGAAGCAGGCCGAAUUGGAGUCAGCGCAGUGCCGUCUCCAACUUCAGGUCCUCACUGACGAGUGCAGUAAGCUUCAUAGUCGGGUCCAGGACUUGCAGAAACUUAUUGUGCAGCAUCGGGAUCAGAUUUCACAGCCCCCCAGGGGCUCCCAAGCACGUUCCCUGAACUGCCUGCCCUCCAGCCAGAACCAGCACAAGUACCAUUUCCAGAAGACCUUCACGGUGUCUCAGACAGGAAACUGCCGCAUCAUGGCAUACUGUGAUGCUCUGAGCUGCCUGGUGGUGUCACAGCCUUCACCUCAGGCCUCCUUCCUGCCAGGCUUUGGUGUUAAGAUGUUGAGUACUGCCAACAUGAAAAGCAGUCAGUACAUUGCCAUGCAUGGCAAACAGAUCCGUGGACUGGCUUUCAGCAGUAGGUCCAAAGGCUUACUGCUCUCAGCAUCCCUAGACAACACUGUUAAACUGACCAGCCUGGAGACAAACACAGUAGUCCAGACUUACAAUGCUGGACGCCCUGUCUGGAGCUGCUGCUGGUGUCUUGAUGAAAGCAAUCACAUCUAUGCUGGACUGGUCAAUGGUUCGAUCCUGGUGUAUGACCUUCGAAACACGAGCUGUCAUAUCGAGGAGUUAGUACCUCAGAAAGCCAGAUGCCCGCUGGUAUCCCUGUCAUACAUACCCAGAGCUGCCUCAGCUGCAUUUCCAUAUGGUGGGGUGUUGGCUGGAACCUUGGAGAAUGCUUCCUUCUGGGAGCUCAGAAUGGGCUUUUCUCAUUGGCCUCAUGUGCUGCCCAUGGAGCCAGGGGGUUGCGUAGACUUUCAGACAGAGAGCAGCACCCGGCAUUGUCUUGUGACCUACAGGCCUGAUAAAAAUCACAACACUUUACGAAGUGUGUUGAUGGAGAUGUCCUACAAGCUGGAUGAUGCUGGAGAGCCGGUCUGUUCCUGCCAUCCUGUACAAACGUUCCUCGGGGGACCCACUUGCAAACUACUGACCAAAAGUGCCAUUUUCCAAAACCCAGGAAAUGAUGGCAGCAUCCUGGUGUCUACUGGGGAUGAAGCAUCAAAUUCUGCCUUGCUAUGGGAUGCUGGCAGUGGCUCAUUGCUGCAGGAACUGCCAGCUGAUCAGCCUGUCUUGGACAUCUGCCCAUUUGAGGUGAACCACAACAGCUACUUGGCUACCUUAACCGAGAAGAUGGUCCACGUCUAUAGGUGGGAGUGACUGUGUCUGGAAAUUGGCAGGCCUGCUGCUGGUUUACAUUAAAUGUUUGCUGGCAGCCUUGAGCAAGGUCCCUGCUUACUGUCUGUGGCCUAGAACUUCUGAGAUCGUGAUUCCUUUGGGUUGAUGUGACUGGACAACUCCGGGUCACUGAAACACUACAGACUGUAUUUGCAGUGUCCAUCACAAGAGUAAGUGACUGGUACUCCCAUCUACGUUAUUCAUGUCUUGGGUUAAAAUUCUUCAGGAAUCUGUUGAGAAACUCUAUUUCUGAUCAGACAUUCUGCUGGACCUCAGAGAAUAUCCUCCAAGCAGUCAUUUAGGAUAUGAGUGUACACCAAGCAUUUUCUGAAGGAUGUGACCCCACCUAAGCAGUCUUGUCACUUGAGCUCUGUGACUUGGGGGCAACUGCUUCUAUCCCAGAAGGGCCUAACCGUCUUCACGUCGCAUGGAUGCAGUAGAGUCUUAAGUCGAACACAAGAGGGCACUGUACAACUGCUGAAGGAUUUGAUCUACUUCUGACCUUGAGUGUUGACAGCCUCUCAGUAGUCUCACCCCACAGAAAUGUCUGGUAGAGCGCAUCUGGUCUGCUUUGUGGCAGCACCAGAACAUUCCAGGUGUGCGGGGCUGGGAUAUUGACAAGCCCAGCGGAUGAGGCGGCUGAUGAGCUGUUGGCCCCUUCCUAACGCUGAGCGUGUUAAGUUCACAUUGUGGGAGCCAAGGAAGGAAGACCAGUUUGAGCAGUGGGCAAGCCUCAUUUUUUUUCUAGCUAGCAUGGGAUUUCAAGCUUGGUUGUAGAUGAGCCAGUGCUCUGAAAACCACUCCUUUUCCCUCACUAGGAAAAGACACUUACUUGAAUCUCCUGGUAAGAUCCAGACCAAAGGGCCAACUGAGAGAGGCUUACAAAAGAGAAGCUCCUCAGACCACUGGUGAAAACAGAAGAAAGGCUUGUCUUUUCCAUUUUGAAAGCAUUCUUAUCCGAAUAAAGCCAAGCUCUCAGAGUGGGGGGGGCUUUUCUUGGGCGUGUUUAGAGUUCCCAGGAAAAGCCUUCCUCACGUGAAACUGGUAUUUGGCUUCAACUUCCCCUGAUAGGCCUCCCUUCCUAACCUUUAAAAAAAGUUGUUAGAAGAACAGUUACUCUCAGGAAGGUAAUAGUGGUUGGAGACCUGUGUGUAUUGCAGGGAGAAGCCCACCAGCUUUCGCUCCGGCCGUGGGUUGUCCAGCAUGGCGAGCUCUCUUCUCUCCAGUAGAAGGUUCGGUUCGUGCCUGCUCUGCCUAAGGCUGCACUGCUGAACCACAGUCCACGACAGAAUGUGCCUCGGGCCUGGGUGGCCCGGACUCUGUUCUUAGAAGCAGGAUGGCCAGCAGUGUGACUUUCUGACAUUAAGUGUUCUGGAAAUAUUAUUAUUUUUAUUUUAAAACAGUUCUGACCUGACAAGUCCUGAGCUGUUUCCAGCAUUUCUCACCAGCAAGGGGUUAUUGCAGUAGAUUUCCCCAGCGUUCCCAGUUCUAGUUGUGCCUUUUAAAGAGUGGCCUCCUUCUAUUUUAGUACAUCUUACAAAAAAGCCAGUUUGCAGAGCCUGGGAAAGAGCCCCUUUUUCUCAGAGGAGAUACUCCUUUCAAUUUGUUGAUGAUUCAGAAGGACUGCUUGGGCCUAGAGCAUCAGCAGCAGGAAGGGAUUCGAACUGAAAAGCAGAAUACCUGGUUUCAGCAGAUUCCCAGAGAGGAUGCAGUUGGGCAGGCCCUGGCAGCCUUUGUCUUUGGCAGGGACAGACCUGGAGCAGGGUUAGGAUUUGACUAGGGCUGGAAGUAUACUCAGCCGAUGCUGAUUGCACCCCACCCCACCGCACCCCACCCCGCCCCACUGCCCUGCUCCCGGCCAAGCAUAGGAACCAAGGGACUUAUUACCACGGAGAUUGGGUGAUUCUCAGGUCUUGCCAGUUCUUGCAUUCCUCCAGUAAAUUAGAAUGCUUCAGAAACAAAUUUGUAACUUCAACUGCUUGCUCCCAAGGAAAAGACUUUGCCUCCCCCGCCCCAGCCACCCUUCCCCAGGCCCCCUCAGCACGGAGGAGAUUCUAACUGUGGGACCCAGGCUCCGGGCUCCUGUCAGCACCAGGCUCUGCCUCUGCAUGUCCCCUCACCCCUGUCUCUAAGGUAUUUCUCCCAUUUGAGGGUUUGGAGUUAAGCAGACUCAAAAUAUCUUGUCGAUGUAUAUAUCCUUGUACUUGCUUUGACAAAUAGGGCAGUGGGAUCUCUGUUCAAGUUCUUUGUUUUAAUGUUUGUGUUAAUGUUAAUAUGAAAAUAAAGCAUUGGCCAUGUGUACCAGC